AUGCCGUGGACCAAGUUAGAACUCCGGGCCCAAAGGGAGGCUGACUCAUCUGAACCCAAACCAUCAGCAGCACCAGAUCCAGAGCCCAAACCUCCAGUUCUAGCACCAUCAGUUCCAGCUUCACCUGUCCACCCCCACUAUCACCACCAUGAAUUUAGUGACAUCAAGAACAAGUUUAUGAAUGAACUGGGCCGAACACCAAUUCCUUUGUGGGCAGUAGGAGCUAUCCUAGUUGUACUCCUGGCUUUAGUAGCCUGUGUCAUCUUCUGUAUUGCUAAAAAGUGCUUGGGCAAAAAAAAGAAAGCAAAGAAGGUACGAGAGAGGAAAAUCGCCUGCAGGAGGAGGGGCGAGAGAGAAGGAGAUGGUGAGGGUGGCGAUAAGGAUGAAGGAGAUAAGAAAGAGGGAGAAGGAGAGGAGAAGGAACAGGAGAAAUUGGGUAAGCUGGAGUUCUCCUUGGACUACAACUUUACAGAGACUCAGCUGGUAGUGGGGAUACUCCAGGCCCAGGAUCUUGCCGCAAUGGAUAUGGGGGGAACAUCAGACCCCUACGUUAAGGUCUACCUGCUCCCUGACAAGAAGAAAAAGUUUGAGACUAAGGUGCAGCGCAAGAACCUCUGUCCUGUCUUCAAUGAGACCUUCACCUUCAAGAUUCCCUAUGCAGAACUUGGGGGAAAAACGCUGGUGCUGCAGGUCUUCGACUUUGACCGCUUCUCAAAGCAUGAUAUUAUUGGUGAAAUCAAGAUCCCUAUGAAUAGUGUGGAUCUUGGCCAACCCCUGCAGGAAUGGAGAGAUCUGGAGAGUGGAGAAAAAGAAGAACAAGAGAAGUUGGGAGAUAUUUGCAUUUCGUUGCGUUAUGUUCCUACAGCUGGCAAACUCACAGUCAACAUCAUGGAGGCUAAGAACCUGAAGAAGAUGGAUGUUGGUGGCUUAUCAGAUCCUUUUGUGAAAAUUGUGCUGCAACACAAUGGGAAACGACUGAAGAAAAAGAAAACAACUGUUAAGAAAAAUACUCUCAACCCCUACUUCAAUGAGAGCUUCAGUUUUGACGUUCCUUUUGCACAGAUACAGAAAGUGCAGGUUCUCAUAACGGUGUAUGACUACGACAAGCUUGGAAGCAAUGAUGCCAUUGGAAAAACGUUUAUUGGCUACGGUGCCACAGGGGUAGGGCUACGCCAUUGGUCAGAUAUGUUGGCCAAUCCAAGACGACCUGUUGCCCAGUGGCAUACUCUACAGCCUGAGGAAGAAGUGGAUUCUGCUCUUAAAGGACCCCAUCGCUAA
Molecule: messenger RNA, 1278 nt
Organism: Brienomyrus brachyistius
Lineage: Eukaryota; Metazoa; Chordata; Actinopteri; Osteoglossiformes; Mormyridae
Product: synaptotagmin-1-like
Exons: 8
Coding region: 1-1278 (425 amino acids)
Biological process (GO): cellular response to calcium ion; regulation of dopamine secretion; synaptic vesicle endocytosis
Cellular component (GO): axon; dense core granule; synaptic vesicle membrane
Molecular function (GO): calcium ion binding; clathrin binding; calcium-dependent phospholipid binding
Source: RefSeq, a predicted model, not a curated record